Molecule: messenger RNA, 777 nt
Organism: Guillardia theta CCMP2712
Lineage: Eukaryota; Cryptophyceae; Pyrenomonadales; Geminigeraceae
Exons: 2
Coding region: 1-777 (258 amino acids)
Molecular function (GO): protein binding
Source: RefSeq, a predicted model, not a curated record
AUGGAGGCAAGUAUGGAGAAGCUGGAAGCUGGAUCAGGAGAUGUUGAAAUGGCUCUGGAGCUUCAGGUAAACAAGUCACUCUCGGGUGCUGGUGCUGGUCAAGAAUCGAAAAGCUCAGAAGAGAAAUCCAGCCAUAUGUCGCCAUCCAACCAGACCUCGAGCAGCUCCAUGGCAAGACAGCACGUGAUAGACCAACUGGAGCAAGCGAGCAGCGCAGAGGAGAUCGUGAGAAUCUUGAAGGAGCUGCAAAGACCUGAAAACAAGGGCGAGAUGAAACAAAGAGAAAUAGAGAUUGUCAUAAGAGCAAUGGGAAAGAAGAAUGUGAAGGCACAUCAAUCCAGUGAAGAUAUACAGGUGCUCGCAUGCGGAAUACUGGGAGACCUGGCAAAGACAGGCCCCAGAUUAAGGGUGGAUAUUGCAAAACACAAAGGCAUCGAGGCCGUGCUCGCAGCCAUGCGUGCACAUCCCGCCGGCCAGCCUGUACAGCAGCAGGCGUGCGGGGCGCUGGGGAGCCUGGCUGUCAACGCCGACAACCAGGUCAAGAUCGCGGGGCUCGGGGGCAUCGAGGCCGUGCUCGCAGCCGUGAAGGCUUUCUUGUCGAGCGAGGAUUUGCUACCAGUGGCUUUAAAUCUUCUUGCUUGUUUCAGUUCAAAAGAAAGCAAGAGUCUGAUGAGAGAGCUUGGUGCAGGAGACCUUGUCUCCUCUGCAAUGAAAAGGUUUGAGCAGAAUGCAAUCAUACCAAACAUUGGAAAGAUUGUUCUCGAAUGGCUGCAAUAG